UGUGGUUACAGGUCUACCAACUGGUGGUUAGGUUUUGAAACUCUCUUAAGCAAUGAAAUUUUCUCACAAGGAUGAACAUGAAUUCAAGGAACAACCACCAUUGCUAGUUUCAUUUUUUUUUUCUACACAUGUGAGAAAUCUGGAAUCAUUACCAGACACAUAUUCUUAAACUAUUCAAUAAUUUUUUUUGGUGUGGGUAUCUGCUGUUGGUCCAUGUUUAAAUAAUACUAUAUUUUAUUUGGGUUUGGCGUCAAUGUUCCAAUGAUAAGGAGGGUGGGUUGCUUCUGUUUGUGUUUAUGCCUUUGUGGGUAGCAUCUGUAUUUCUUGGGAUUGCUUUUGUGUUUUUGCUUUUAUAAUAAAAAUCUUGUCUUGGAGUUUUCUGGUUUUUUCUGUUCCCUGUCCCAGCCGCAUCAUUUCAUUUCUAUGGGGUUUUCAGAAUUUGAUACAUGAUGGGCUUAUUGUCGGGGCAUUAAUAUCAGUGGCUGUCACUUUAUGGAUAGAACUGGGAGUGCUUUCUCAUUCAUCUUAGAGCACUUCACCUGAGGUUGUGAGGCAGAGGAAGGAGAAGACGAUGUCUACUUAUUACCCCAGUUUAAGCAGCCAAAAAGAGAACUUGCAAAGCCUAUAUCCAGGAGACCACAAAAUUUCUUCAUAUUCUGAACUUCCCUCCCAUCCUAAUAACAUGACAAUGUAUGUGAACCAAGCUUCUGCUGCUGGAGCUUAUUCAGAAUUUUUAACUGAGAGUUCCUUGUCUUCUGACCAUUGUGCUGAAUUUGCAUCUGCUGGAGAUGGAAAUGAGAUGAUGUUCAUUCCACCUACAAGUGCCACAAUGAGUUUGCAACCUAUUGAUGGACAUUUAAACACAGCGUCAACUGAUCCAGCAGGCAACCAUGUUAGUGAACAGAAUUUUCAAUGUCAGGGAUUAUCUCUAAGACUUGGCACAGAGAUGCAACCUGCAGUCUCUGUUCCUUCAUUUCAAUAUCAAAAUCCCAGCCUAAUUUUACCUUCAUCAUCGAGUCCACAUCUUCCAGUAAUGGGGAAGUGGAUAUUAUCCUCCGGUGGUGGUGAAAAUCAUCAAAGUAACCUUAUCCGAACAGAGGUUUCUCGCAAUCCUCAGUGCUUAGAUGCCCAAAAAGAUAUGCAUUCUGAUGCAUAUAUGUAUGAAACUUGUGGCUAUGCUAAUGCUACCUCAAACUCUAAAUACCUCAAGGCAGCUCAACAACUUCUUGAUGAAGUCGUUAAUCUCAGAAAGGCCUUAAAGCAGCUCCAAUCUAACAAAUGUUUUGAUGACAUCAAGGAGAAUGAUGGGAAACCUAGCAGCCAAUCUAUCCUUCCAACAUCAAGUGGGAUUUCAUCUGGCCCUAAUGAGUCAACUGCCAACUCCUCUUCCGAGUUAACUUCUGCAGAAAGACAAGAUUUUCAGAACAAGAAGAUAAAGCUUUUGUCCAUGUUGGAUGAGGUGGAUAGAAGAUACAAAGAGUAUUACCAUCAAAUGCAAAUUGUGGUGUCUUCUUUUGACAUGGUGGCUGGUCAAGGAGCAGCUAAAUCAUACACAGCACUUGCUAUCCAGACAAUUUCCCGUCAUUUCCGCUGUUUGCGUGAUGCAAUCAGCAACCAGAUAGAAAUAACGAGGAGAAGACUCGGGGAGCAAAGUAACUCUCCUAAUGGUCAAGGAGGGAUACCACGUCUCCGCUAUGUGGAUCAGCAACUCAGGCAACAGAGGGCUCUCCAACAGUUUGGUGUUAUGCGUCAUGCAUGGAGGCCUCAAAGGGGCCUUCCUGAGAGCUCUGUUUCAAUUCUUCGAGCUUGGCUUUUUGAGCAUUUCCUUCAUCCCUACCCUAAUGACUCGGAGAAAAUCACUCUAGCAAAACAGACAGGAUUAACCAGAAACCAGGUUGCAAACUGGUUUAUUAAUGCACGGGUGCGUCUUUGGAAGCCCAUGGUUGAGGAAAUAUACAAAGAAGAAUUUGCAGAUUCUGAAGCAAACUCUAAAUCUUCUCUAGAUGAUGCAACCAAAGCACUUGGAGAGAAUCAACUGGUAUCUGAGAAUAGGCUAGAUGAAUUGCAAGACAGUUUGACGUCUGCAGCUGCUGAUAGUAACCGCACAGGUCAAGUUCAUGCCUUAAAGUUUGAUCCCCUUCUUGACAUAGAAAUGAACAAACCUGUAGCAAAAACAGUGCUUCAGAAUAAUUCUCUUGGAGAUGUCACAAAUUCUAGGAUUACAAAACUCCAGGGCAACCAAAGAUCUAACAUGGAUGAACAAAGCCCUUAUCUAGACAAGGAUAUCCCAAGUAACCAGCAUGGUGAUGAGAGUCUUAUGCCUGCUGCUCUCUCAUAUGACAUAUCAGAGUUGAGUGGAUUUGCAAUUGGCAAUCAAGUGUCUCUUGCAUUAGGACUGCAACAUCAUGAAAGUGAUGCUUUUCCCAUGUCCGGUGGGAAUCAAAUCAGAGGUAACAAUAUAGCAGCUUCCUCCAUGGGACCUGACACGAUCGACUAUCAUUGCAUAUAUAUGGGAAAGCAACAAGACAGGCUUGGAAAUUCCCAUCUGUUACGUGAUUUUGUGGUCUGAAAUAAAUUGUUCUUGCUUUAGUGCUUUUGGUUUUAUUGAUAAAAAAAUCAUUCUUGCCGACAGAAGGAUUAAUCAAGUUGUGGAUAGCCAAAAACAGAAAUUACAUGCUUUGUGAUACUGCCUGGAACUCAUUAUUUUAUUUUCUAAUAGUUUUUGAUACAAGAAAUCUAAUGCUGCUAUAGAUAUUAAUGUACAUACGGGCAUGAAGUCUGCUUGUAAUAUAAAAAUAGAUUGGUGGAAUUGUAGGCAUAUUUGUAAAGAUGCAAUAAAAUGGUUGUGGUCUUGUGUA
Molecule: messenger RNA, 2858 nt
Organism: Manihot esculenta (cassava)
Lineage: Eukaryota; Viridiplantae; Streptophyta; Magnoliopsida; Malpighiales; Euphorbiaceae
Product: BEL1-like homeodomain protein 3
Exons: 5
Coding region: 572-2569 (665 amino acids)
Biological process (GO): regulation of transcription by RNA polymerase II
Molecular function (GO): RNA polymerase II cis-regulatory region sequence-specific DNA binding; DNA-binding transcription factor activity, RNA polymerase II-specific
Source: RefSeq, a predicted model, not a curated record